Messenger RNA from Cynoglossus semilaevis (tongue sole), 7264 nucleotides. It is a transcript of the gene rims1a, whose product is annotated as regulating synaptic membrane exocytosis 1a. Gene Ontology annotation, molecular function: small GTPase binding; transmembrane transporter binding. NCBI's taxonomy places the organism in Eukaryota, Metazoa, Chordata, Actinopteri, Pleuronectiformes, Cynoglossidae. Gene Ontology annotation, biological process: positive regulation of synaptic transmission; intracellular protein transport; regulation of synaptic vesicle exocytosis. Bases 419 to 4879 code for a protein of 1486 amino acids. The record is from RefSeq and is a predicted model, not a curated record. The transcript has 33 exons. Gene Ontology annotation, cellular component: presynaptic membrane; cytoskeleton of presynaptic active zone.
GGGGGGGGAGGGGGGUGGGGGGAGAAGACAGGAGCGGAGGCUGAGAAGGAAGAUUAAAAAAAAAAAACUACAAGCAGCCGGGAGAGGACCACCAUCACCACCACCAUCAUCACCACCAUCAACGUAACUACUACUACUACAGCUGUAGAGUCGACACUGCCGCUGCUGCUGCAGCCGCUGCUGCUGCCGCCGCCCUGGGCGCCCCCGACACCGCCAUGGGAACUCCGCAUCAGCCGCUCCAACCGCCGCUGCGUCCGCGGGCCAUGUCGUGAUCCGUGGGCUCCGCCAGCGGGUUUUCUAUCCGUGAUCCCGACCGAGGCGCGGAGGAGGAGGAGGCGAAGGAGGAGGAGGAGGGGUAGGAGGGGGGCAGAAGAGGAGGAAGAAGAAGAAGAAGAAGGUGGUGGUAGUAGAAGGGAAGAUGUUCGCCUCGGUGGGCCCUCGGGGCGGCCCGCGCCCACCCGUCUCCUCAGCCAUCCCAGAGCCGGACCUUAGCCAUCUGACAGAGGAGGAGAGGAAGAUCAUCAUGGCUGUGCUGGCUCGGCAGCGGGAGGAGGAGGCGAAGGAGGAGGCCAUGUUAAAAGAAGAGAAGCCUAUCCAAGCGAGAACGGUGAACCUGGUCGGGCAGAAGAAACCUCCGCAGCAAAAUGACGUCAGAGGCAUCCAGCAGCAGCUGUCCAGCUACAGGGAGACGGUGAUCAGACAGGCCUCGUCGGCGACAGGUUCGGCCGUUCACCGGGACGACGCUCCGACCUGCGGCAUCUGCCACAAGACCAAGUUUGCAGACGGCUGUGGGAACCUGUGCUCGUACUGCCAGACCAAGUUCUGCGCCCGAUGUGGGGCCAGAGUGUCCCUGAGGUCCAACACGCAGGACAAAGUGAUCAUCUGGGUGUGUAAUAACUGCCGCAAGCAGCAAGAAAUCCUCACCAAACCAGGGGACUGGUUCGCCAGGACGUCUGGGAAACCGGGAGGCCUCGGGUCGGCGGUCAGUGAACCGUCUGUGUGCCAAACGUCUGGAGACAAGAAGCUACGGUCUCGCUCUCAAGCACCUUCAGACUCCAGUGCUGUUAUCCAAGACCCAAACCGAUCGAGCGUCCCUGGGACCACAAGUGGCACAGAUUCACGGUCACGUAGCGAACCGCCACGACACACAAGAAAUGGACGAAGAGUUGGUCGAGGAGACCGUCGAUCAGGACCCCCCAGAUUACAGACCCAAGUGUCCAUGGACCGGGAGCCACAAGGUGAUUCCAGGGAACGCAGAGAGAGCCGGAAAUUGACAAAGGGACGCUCUCUGGAGCAUGAUCCUGUGGGUGGAGGCGGAGGAGGAGGCGCGGGUGGUGUAAGACGGACAGAGGAGGGUGGCUACCGUCAGGUGGACCACAAUGGUGCCACCCCUGGCCAAGCAGGGCAGGUGCCUCCUGGAGGUAGAGGACACGCUGGGUCCUUGCAGGGUCGCGGCAUGGGCGUUGUGGGGGAACAUGGGGACGGCGCACGGCAUGGUCAGAGGACCGUGGGUGGGGUUGGUGGGCAACAUGAACCUGCCCUCUCUGAGCAAGCUCCACCCCCUGAACUCAGAGAGCCUCCGGGUUCAGGACCCGGCAUAGCACCCGGUCAGGGACCUGUGGUGAAGAGGACCAAAAGGGAAAAGGCGGAGAGCAUGCUGCGUAACGAUUCACUAAGCUCUGACCAAUCAGAGUCUCUGCGUCCCCCACCGCCAAGGCCCUACAAAUCCAAACGCGGGCUGGGGGCGGGUGGGAAGAGGCAGACCAGUGUCAGCAGUUCUGAAGAGGAAGGAGGGACCACACCUGAGUACAGCAGCUGCGAGGACGCCGAGAUCGAAAGUGUCAGCGAGAGAGGUGACUGGGAGUGUUACCCACAUGACCCCACUGUUUGGCAUCAUCCUGUAACCUGGCAACCAUCCAAAGAGGGCGACCAUCUGAUUGGACGAAUCACCUUAAGUAAGAGGAGCGCUGCGAUGCCUAAAGAAGCUGGAGCUCUGCUGGGGUUAAAGGUGGUGGGAGGUAGAGUCACAGAGUCGGGCAGAUUAGGUGCCUUCAUCACUAAAGUUAAGAAGGGAAGCCUGGCUGACGUGGUGGGACAUCUGAGAGCAGGCGAUGAGGUUUUGCAGUGGAACGGGAAGUUGUUACCUGGUGCCACCAUGAAGGAAGUUUACAACAUUAUUCUGGAGUCUCAGUCUGAGCCCCAGGUGGAGCUGGUGGUCUCCAGACCUAUAGGGGUGUGUAGAAAAUAUCAUGAUAUCCCAAGAAUCCCCGACACAUCCCACCCUCCGUUAGAAUCUACAGGUUCCAGUUCUUUUGAAUCACAGAAGAUGGAGAGACCGUCCUUAAAUGUCCUGUCUCCCUCCAGUCCCGGGAUGCUACAAGAUGCUCCACAGUUGAUGCCAGGGCAACUCUCAGUGAAAUUGUGGUACGACAAAGUGGGUCAUCAGCUAAUAGUCAACGUGCUGCAGGCCGUGGAGCUCCCUCUACGACCUGACGGAAGACCCAGAAGCCCCUAUGUCAAAAUGUACUUUCUACCUGAUCGCAGUGACAAGAGCAAGAGACGGACCAAAGCCGUGAAGAAGACCUGCGAGCCCAAGUGGAACCAGACCUUUGUCUACCCUCAUGUCCAUCGCAGGGAUUUCCGCAACCACAUGCUUGAGCUAACAGUGUGGGACCAGCCUAGGUCGCCAGAGGAAGACAGCACUUUCAUGGGGGAGAUCCUGAUAGAGCUAGAGACAGCCUUACUGGACGACAAGCCUCACUGGUACCCGCUGCAAACCCAUGAUGUCUCAUCCAUACCGCUGCCCCGACCUUCCCCAUUCUUGCCCCGGCGUCACGCACACACAGACACACCCGGCAAGAAGCUACAGCGUUCACAGCGUGUUACAGAGCCUGAGUUUGAUGAGGGUACAACAGUAGUAUCUAAAGCGGCGGAUGGGCGUGGCAGAGAACGACAACGAGAGUCCUCGUCCACACUGGAGGUGCCCGAUCAGCAGAGGACUCCCUCUCAUCAUAUACGAUCCCGCUCAGUCUCCCCGCACCGCGAGGAACAGGGGCGACUUCGUUCCAGGCCACCCAACGUUCCUGCCCAGAGGAGUUUGGACGAUGAGCUUCCUCACAGUCGCCGUUCUCGUUCUCCAAAUCGCUUCUACGACUCUGCCAGAGGUCGCCACCAGGAAGAGGAGUAUGUGGAUGACAGUGAGAUCAUCAUGAUCCACCAGUCAAUGCGAGGCAAAAGUGCCGAGUGUCUCCACACCAGUGAUCUUCAGCCUUCUCUGGACAGGGUUAGGAGCGCUAGCGCCAACUGUCUGACUCCAGACAAACAUGUCCCCUCAUCAGAGACUGAAAGAAGAACAUUGUCACAUUCGCUGCCACGGAGACGUCCGCCGAGUCCCAGGAUUCUUAUUCAGCACGCGUCCCCUGAAGAUGACAGACAGCCGCGGACCUUGGAAACACCUGAAUGUCAGACUGUGGGCAGGAAGCUCUCUGACGGUGACAGGGGGCACCUCCAAAGUGGUGCGUCUCUUUCCUCCUCAGUGAUGUCCUCCUCCGCCCGCAAAGUAAGGCAGCUCCCACAGCUUCCCCCGAAGAGCAACACCGCAGAACAAGCCCUGGUAGCAGAAGAGCGUGUCCGUCAGCUCCAGAUGAGGGUCCACUCCAACCGUGUGUCAGCUGCCAACCCCUCUAGUCAACAAGACCUAGACCGAGCCCUAAAGAACAAACGGGAUCUCUACAAGGAUCAAAGGAGGAGAAGUAGCGAAAAUGUUUCCCAUAAGUCUUCAGACAGUGAUGUCAGCGACGUGUCAGCCAUCUCUCGUACCAGCAGUGCCUCUCGCAUCAGUAGCACCAGCUACAUGUCCAUCCAGUCAGAGAGACCCAGAGGACGCUUCAGCCGGGCGAUACGUGCGACGGGCCGCCACAUCAUCAAGAGCACCAGUGUGAGUGGUGAAAUCUACGGCAUGGAGCACGCCGACGGCAGCCAGUCGGACACGGCACUAGGCAGCCUGGGGAGCGGAAUCAAGAAGCGGCGAUCCAGCCUCAGCCAACGGGUCGUCGCCAUCCUGCCAUCCAGACGCAGCAGGAGUACCUCACAACUGAGCCAGACAGAAGCGGCGGGUAAGGCGGUGGACAGACAGAAAGAGGCGUCAGCAGGUAAAAAAGUGGGCAAGGCCGGCAGCAGCACUAUUCAGAGGAGCGUGGAGACGGGUAUGGCGGUGGAGUAUCCGCGUGGAGGGUCGGCCAUGAACAGACAGGCCAGCAGAGAGUCCACUGAUGGGAGCAUGAACAGCUACAGCUCUGAGGGGAAUCUGAUCUUCUCAGGAAUGCGGUUGGGUGCCGAUAGUCAAUUCAGUGACUUCCUGGACGGCCUAGGCCCUGGUCAACUGGUGGGUCGGCAAACACUGGCAACACCUGCCAUGGGUGAUGUUCAGAUUGGUUUGAUGGAUAAGAAAGGCCAGCUGGAAGUGGAGGUGAUCAGGGCACGAGGCCUUACCCCCAAAUCAGGCUCAAAAUCCCUCCCAGCUCCCUACGUAAAGGUGUACUUGCUGGAUAAUGGAACUUGUAAAGCCAAAAAGAAAACCAAGAUUGCACGAAAGACUCUGGAGCCGCUCUACCAACAGCACCUACUAUUCGAGGAGAGUCCACAGGGCAAGGUGCUCCAGGUCAUAGUAUGGGGCGACUAUGGACGUUUGGACCACAAAUGUUUCAUGGGUGUAGCACAGAUCCUGCUUGAGGAACUGGACCUCUCAAGCACGGUGAUCGGCUGGUACAAACUCUUUCCGCCGUCUUCGUUGGUGGACCCUACAUUAGCUCCACUCACGCGACUGGCAUCUCAGACGUCAUUGGACAGCUCAGGACCGCCGCCAGGCGUUCGGUCCUAGUGACCGGAUGUCGGUCGCACACCCCCACUAACACCCUGUCCCGCCCUCCAAUAUUCCUUAAAAUAACAAAAAUAAUGGACCACAGCUACUGGACCACAGCUGAGCCGAGGGCGAAAAAAACUUAUCACCUACUAAACCUCCGGUCGUUGUGAGAGCGACAACAGAGAAGCCCUCGGCCAACCAGUGAAAAGCCAGACGGAGAGACAGGGAAUGAAAAAGAAAGAGAGAGAGGGAGAGACAGAACUAGCCAAUCAAAGCUUAGUUGGAGUCUGACAAUCACGUCUCACACCUUCCCUCUUCCUCCUCCUUUUGCCUAUUUUUGAUUUCUAACGCUUUGCUUUCUGUGUUUUCCCCUCUGAUCUACCAGGAGUAGAUUUCCGUCACAUUUUUCACUGUUUCCUCCCCUUUUCGUUCCUUUCUUUUGGUUUUACUACUUCAUAUGUUUUGCUUAAUCCCCAUCGGAGCUUACAUUCCGAUUGGUCUAAACCACGUUCACACCCAAGCCAAUCAGUGAGCUGAAAUAUCACAGGGAGGAGGAGUCUAAACGGCGUGUAGGCGAUAGUAAGUGUUUAGGACGAAGGUGCAUGGUAGAAGUUUGGCACAGUUUGGUAACCCCGUCCCCCUUUGAGUGAAGGGAGCUGGCACACGCAUGUGCACAUUCUCAGCCUCGUUGUCGAGAUACGAACGGAAGCACAAGAAACGAUUUGAUCGUAGAACGUUUGAGUUUUAGUCCGGACAGAAAUGUAAGGAAAACAGAGGCCAAAUUAAACAGUUUUGCUUUUUGGACAUUCCUUAUUCCUUCAUUUCAUUUGUUGUUUUUUUGUUUUUGUUUUUUGGUCUUUGUUUUGCUCGAGUUCAGAUUGGUACUAUAAAAAGGUGCAGACUCCUUAUGUGUACUUGUACCUUUGGGGCGUUCAAGGCCCAUUGGGCCUUCCCCCAAACCACCUUUUCACCCCAGUCCUCAUUCCCAAAGCCUUCCUAAACUUCCUAAAUCCUCAAGACUCCCCCCUGUAGGAGGGAGUAGCAUGAUGACUCGGGGAUGCCCUGCCCUCUUCCUUCCUCCCUCCGGCCCUAAGCUGCAUGCAUGUUUCUUUUUGUUCAGUUUUGUUUUGUUCAUUUUUGUUUUUGGGUUCCCUUUGUUCUCUCUAUUUUUUAUUUUUGUACAAAAAAAAAAUCAAAAAUCAAAAGACGAGACAAAAUUUAACGAACGAUUCUCAAAAAACAAAAACAGAGAAAAAAAAGACUAGACUAUGUGUGUUAGUUCCACAUACUUUUUAGGCCAGCUUGUAUGUUGCAUGUUCUUGUACAGUUUGCUCGUACUGAAUAUGAAUACAAAACCAAGAAAAGCCAAGCCAUCCCCGCCCCCCGAACAGGAGCGGACCACUGAGGGUGGGGGAGGCAUCUCCACCCAGGCCACGCCUACCACUCUGGGUCUAAAUAUCCACAUUAGGAAGUCUCCAGAAAAAAAAAAAAAAGGAAAAUAGAAGGUUAUUUUGGUUUUGUUUUAGUUUCAAUCCCUUGGAACAACAGUGCUGUUCUGUAGUACUGUGCAUACUCCAGCCCCUCGGUGUGUCCGAGGAUGUAGGCGUCUAAAAACCUGUAGUUCACAGCAGUCGGGGCUAGGGGGCGAGAUAGAGAAUGUGUGUAUAACAGCUAAAUGUAUAUGAAGUAUCAUUAUGAGUUUGACAGAAAUGAUAAAGAUAUAGAUAUAUGAAUAUUUAAAACAAAAGAGUGUAUUUGACUGUGCACCAGUCACCGACACAAACACACACGCACACGUGCGCACUCACAGACAUGCGAUAUCUUGUACAUACAAAUCAGGAUGAGUCGAGGCUUGACUUGAACAAAGAACAAUAAUAAAAAAAAAGAAGUUUAAAAAAAAACGCGCUGACACACAAAACAUUCCUGGUCUUGUUGAGGGGAGUUUGCGUCCUGUUGAUGUGCUGGAGCUGCUGAGCGGAAUCUAGCCACAGGGGGCGCUAAAAGGCCUUUAUUUUUUUAUUUUUGCUCACCAGUUAUUUUUCCUCAGAAAAUUAAGCGGAUCAAAUUAGAACAAAGUUUCUUUUCUUCUCUUUAAACCACCUUUCUCCCCUCAUUUAUUGCUAUUGGUUUGGACUGGACUCGUAAAACAUUUUGCGGACGCUUCUGUUGAAACCCUUGGCGGUGUGGCCGACUGCCUUUUCCUUUGUCAGUAUUACUCCAGGGAUACUGAUUGUUUACAGCCCAUGGCUCCCCCACUCCCAAACCACACGAUUCUAGACGAAAGACAAAGUAUUCACUGCAACAGUUCUUGUUUGUAUAACAGAUGUGGCUCUACUGAUGUGUAUGUUUUAUAUUCAAGAGUUCAUUUUUAUUAUUUACAAAUAAAAAGACCGUGUGGAAGAA